AGAUUGCCAAGCCGUCUACGAAUAACCACUUUCUGGAUGCCCGGGUAUAAAUUCGAUUUUGGCAGUGGUCCCCAGUAGCAGUAGCAAAUCAGCAGCAACCAUGAAACAACAAUCCGCCGUAGUCAUUAUCCUGACCCUUUUCGUGGCCAGUGGAUGGGCCCAACCGCUGGAUAUGCCCGCCCAGCUAGACGCAGAGGUGCGCAGCGUGGUGGACGAGAUGACCGAGAUCGGCAAAUCCACUGGCGUGACCCUGUUGCAGCAGUACGAGGAGAUCGUACUGGAGCCGCAACAAGAGCUGGAGGAUGCCAUUGAACAGGUGGAGUCGCGUCGCCAGGAGAGCCCCGACUGUGUGGCCGCCCAGGAUGAGGAGAUCAAUCGCAUUGUAAAUGCUGCCCACGACGAUCUGCACUCCUGUGCCAUUGUUGCAGCCCACACAUCCGCCGAAAUUGCCACCGAUGUGAGCGCCGCCACCCAGCAACUAGUCUAUGGAGGCUACAGCCUGGGCACCACCUACAACAAGUGCACCUCAUACAAGAACGCCGUGCUGAAGCAGACCUGCAUGGCCAAGUUCUAUGUGCAGGCCACCGUCUAUCUGGUCAGUGCCCGCUCCUCCAUCAAGACCAUCCGCCAGUCCACCAGUGAGCGCAUUCCCGCUGUCUUCGUCGACGGCAACUCAUGUACCCAUACCGCAUCCUCGCAGGCGGUGCUCGGCCUUGAGGAGGUUAACAGCCAUAUCGACGCCUGCGUCUCUCGACGCCGCUAGAUCUGGCACCUUCAUUCACCUGGUUUAUGCAAAUAAAAAUUUUGGAUAUUCUAUGCCA
Molecule: messenger RNA, 821 nt
Organism: Drosophila eugracilis
Lineage: Eukaryota; Metazoa; Arthropoda; Insecta; Diptera; Drosophilidae
Exons: 1
Coding region: 101-763 (220 amino acids)
Source: RefSeq, a predicted model, not a curated record